UAUAGUUACAUACAUUGGUAAAAUGUGAGGAAACAAUGCCUGCGUGCUGCUGUACGAGAUAAUCUUAACAGCAAGUAUUGCUUGCGAAAGAUAGUUGCUUCUGUUUUGUGAUGGCUGAAAUCUGAUUCUGUUCAGUGUUUUAGGACAUGGAGUUAAGUUUAUCUAACACGUUAUUAGCCGGUGAUCCACGAUUAAUCGAUCAUAUAGUGGGUGAAGUUAAGUCCCAAGGCAUUUUUGAUCAGUUUCGCAAAGAAUGUAUUGCUGAUGUUGAUACAAAGCCAGCGUAUCAAAAUCUAAGAACAAGAGUUGAAGGGUCUGUAAACUCUUUUCUUAGUAAACAAACAUGGAAGCCAGAUCUGAACAAGAAUCAACUCAGGGAAACUUUGCGCAAACAUAUACACGAUGCACCAUACUUAGAUGCUGGUGUAGAACGAAUAGUGGAUCAGGUGGUGAAUCCCAAGGUUUAUUCAGUUUUUAUGCCACAAAUAGAAGAUGUAGUUUACAAGUUUCUGGGUAUAGAGAAACCAAAAGCAAAAGAAAGAAAUGGUGGUUGCGGUCUCAAAGAUUUAUUACCUAAAGAUUUGGAUCCAGUCUCACCAGAAUCUGAUAAGAACAGCUUCAAAGACUUAUCUUUUGGAUCUGUGGAUGCGAGUGACAACCUAAAUGAAAAGGAAGAUGAUAAAAUAUGCAACGAAUAUAAGCUGCAGGACAAGUUACCAUACGCAGAUAGAGAUAAUACUGGUUCUGAGAAUGGACAUAUUUCCUCUGAAGAGAAAACAUUCAAUGAAGCUUGUAAGACUCUUAGUGCAGCUAGUAGUAAUAUAAAUUUAAACAUAUCUGGCAAGUCAGAUGAUAAAAUAGAUGAAGAGGAAGAAGACAGUCCGAUCUUUGAGCCAAUUGACAUUAUGAAUCUAAAUGAGUCUAACAUUUCUAACGAUUCACACUUGUCAGGAAUAUCAGAAUUAACUAGUCAUAGGUCUAAAAGCCCAGAUUUUUCAAAUGAAUUGUCACGAGAUAAUUUUGACUGUAGUAAUCAGGAUUCUCAGCUUAGCAAAGUUUCAUCAGAUUCUCGAUUAUCAAUUGUAACGGAUUUUGGUUCUUCUAGCCAUGGCUUAACACCAAUUCUUGACACAUUAAAAGAUGAAACAAUGAAGGAUAAGUAUGAAGCCAAAAAUACUAAAGACAAUUUUAGAACAAUAAAAGAACUUGAUUCAUCUAGGAAUAAAAUAAUUAAAAACAAUUUUCAAUUCAUUAAAUGCAAAGAUAUUCAAGGGAAUAAAGACUCGAAAGAUAUUAAAAAUACUAAAAGUGCAUCUAGAGAAAAUUCUCGUGACGCUACAGACAGUGGUGUGAAGGAUAAUGAGUAUAAAAACUCCAAAGAAAAGGUCAAGGAUAGUGAAUUUAUUAAAUUUAAGAGCACAAAAGAAAAGAUUAGCAGCAAGGAUGCAAAAUGCCCUAAGGAUAAAAAUAAUGAGAAGAAAAAAGUAAGUAGUCAUAGCAGUGUAAAAUAUGAUAAACACAGUAAAAAUAAACCUAAAGAAAAAAUUGAUCAAAUAAGAGAUAAUUUCGACAAAGUUAAAGAUAGCUCGGAAAAUUUAAAGGAGAAUGCUAAUAAAUUGAAGGAUGAGAAGCUCAAGGAAACAGACAAGAAAGAUAAUAUUAAUAAAGAAGCAAAAGAUUUGAAGGAUCUCUAUAAGGAAAAAAUUAGGGAACUUAGAGAGAAGAAGGAAUUAACAGAGAAAGAAAAGUUAAAUAAGGACAAACUUAAUAAGGAAACUAAGGAUAGGAAGGAUUCUUCUAAGGAUAAGAAAUCGAGCAGAAAAGAACAUAAAAAUCCAUCGUCAUCGUCCAAAGCUCCAUCUGUAAGUUAUCAUGAAAAUAAAAGCAGCAAUAGAACAUCAGCAGAGAAAGUUGCGGAUGGCAAGGAUAAAAGGACUGACAUGAAAGAUAAAAUAAGACGAGAGGAGAAACGAUUGUCGAAAGAUAGUAAAAAUAAAACUUACUUCAGUAAUAAGACAGAUCUACCGGACAAGUCUGAGAAAUAUGAUCUAAAAAGAACUUCUAGAGGCGAGAGGGAGGAUAAGACCAUAAAAGCGGAUACGAAGAAAGACGUUAAGAUGAGUGGUGAGAAAACAAAUGGUAAGAAGGACGCAAAGAAUUAUUUUCAAAGCAAAACUUCAGAUCGUAACGACAAACUGGAUAGUAGGAAGGAUUCGAAAAAUGAUAGUCAGCCCAAGGAUAAGAAGCGUAAAGAAGAAAAAAGAUCUAAAGCAAAGGAUGAUCAUUCCAGUUUACGGAAAAACUCAAAUGAUCGACGUUCUACAGAUAGAGAUGGAUCAAAUGGUUCAAACAGUAAAACCUCGCAAUCCAAUAAUUCCAAUUCCAAUUCAAUGAGCCAGAAAUCAAGCUCGUCGAGUUUGACGAAGGAAAAUCAAGUUAACAAUUCUAAUAGCGAAACAUCUGAUAACAUUGAGGAAGUGCAAGUGAAUAACAUAAAAUUUUCGCACCAUUCAAACUGUAAAUUAUUUCACAAAACCAGUUUACAAUCGACUAGUGACAAAAACCAUUUGAAAAUUGAGAUCGACGAUAACGAUGAAGCAUAUGAUACGCAAGAAGAAAUGGAUUCGUAUCAGACGAGUUUGCCUUUGAAAAAGAGACAUUUGUAUAGUGACGAAGACGAUAAGUCAACUUCCAGUGAUAUCGUAAUUAAAAAGCCGAAGUUUGCAAAGAAUAUACACGAAGCUAAGAAAUUAAUGAAAAUCAGGAAACAGAUGGAAAAGCAAAUAAAGGAAGAAUCCUACAAAGAAGAUAAGAAAAUAGAGAAGAUUACACAAGAAACGGAGCAGACGGGUCAAUUAAGUACAACGAGACACGACGUCGACAAUCUCGCGAGCAUGCCGGAUGACGAACGUGUUCAAAUUAUAGAAAUCCCCGACGAGGAAUACGAUGAGCCUUAUCCCGAGAAGGAAUUUAAUUCAACGUUAGAUGAAAGAUCAAUAAUAAUGUUAGGAGCUGAACCAUGCACGAAAGAUUUUCUGAAUAGUCAUAAUACAAAAGCGACUUUGUCUAAUAUGGAGUUGUGUAUAAGAGAAUCCUUAAGUGAGAUUGUAUCGAAUAUUUCAUUGGGAGCAGUAAUCACACAAUCGAAUGAUUCUUAUCGACAGUCUUCUACUUUUUCAUCUGCUGUUUCGACGAUACACACCAAAGAUACAGAAAAUCUACUAGCAUUUAAAGAGGAAUGUGAGGAUGACUUGAAAAUAUAUUCAAAGAGUAAAACUCAGUCGACAGAUGCAAUCGUGUGUGUAGAAAAAUCUUCUGACAACCUGCUAAGAGAGACUCCUGCUUCACCAAACCAGAAAAAAACUACUAUUUUGAAGGAAUCAGAAUUCACAAUACACAAUACAAUACAUAAUAAAAACGCGGAACAACUAAUAGAGGAGAACAAGAAAGUAUGGGAUUAUCAUCGAGAAAAAAUAGGACACGAUAACGAAGAGAUAGAUAUUAAUAAUAGUAAGACAAACAUACAAGAUAACGAGAAAGUAGAAUUGCUAGGUGAAAAGCAAAUAGAAACGUGUAUACAAUCAAAAAUUAACGCAGUGGAUUUACAGAGCGAUUGUAAAGGAACGAUGUCUUUCGUUAAUGAGGACAACGAGGAUUGCCGUUAUUUCAAAACCGAUAAUGAAAGAUCAGAGAAAUUCUCCAAUUAUUUAGAAUCUCUAGAAUUAGUAGGAAGUUCGUCUCUGGAAGAUAUAAUAGAAAGUCUAGGCGGGAAGGUUGUUUCUUCCGUAUCAAAAUCCAUAACGCCAAGAUUCUCCAAACCCAAGCGCUCAUCCAGCCCCUUAUUAGAUAUAUUAGUAAAUAAUUCAAAUAAUAACAAUGAUGGCCACAAACAAAAGCUGUCUUCAUCCACUAAUGAAGAUGUACAUGGCGUCAAGAAGAGGAAAGUAUUCACGACUAAGAAAUCAAGACUUCCGAAUUUCUGUAAUACGCAAGGGAUUUCAAACGGCGAGAAUUUUGUUAUGCCUCUGAGUCCGGACAGUGAUGUAUCUGCAACUAGCGAGAAAACGGCGUCGUCAAAUGCGAUAAAAGAGGAAAAGAGCUGUAUGGCGAAGAACUGACUAUAGGGGGCACCCGACAUUAGCGCCCACGUGUUAUAGUGAGUUGCCUCUGUCUAUCUUGUGAACCCGGCCUGUAAUAGGAUAACUAUUUUUGCCGAAAUAGGAGCAGCCAACGAUAUUCGAGCGAUGACUUGUAUAAACCACGCCCAUUAUUUUCGAGUUCUUCACGUCGAAGCAGACGAUCUAACCAAGCAUAGCUAGUGCCGCAUGGAUUCAGAUGUUGAAAAAACUUAUGCGUUAUAUAAUUUGAAAUCAUAUUUUCCCGUCUCGUUGCGUAAUAUUACAGCAUAAAUUACAGCGUGCAUAGACGUAUUAUAUAUGUAAUUAUAGAUAUAUUAUACAUGUUUGUAUGAAUAUUACACUAAAUACUAUUAUGUAUAACAAUAAUAUCAACCGAACAUAAAAUUUCUUAUUUAAAUUUUAUCCUUUAAGUAUUUACUUAUACAAGUAACUUGAUACUUUAUUACGCAAAUAGUACAUAUCUACUUGUAUGUAUGUAUAUAUGUAUGUAUAUAUAUAAGGAUAAUUGAAAUUCAAAAUUAUUAAAAUUUUGAGAUAGUGGGUUUAAUGUAAUUAACAUAAAAGAAACAUUUCAACGCACUUAUUUCCGCAUGUGAAAUAAAAUCAGAAACCAUAAAAAAUUAUUUCUAUGGUUAUUCUUGUAAAAACAUAAGUCAUUACUUGUUAAAAUAAUCUUUAACAUACACAAUUAGAUAAUUUAUUAUAUAUUAUAGAUAUAGUUUAUUAUAUAUUACAUCCUUGUAAGUUCCUUACUUUUUAAUGAUAUAAAUAGUUAUUUAUAAUGUACGUAAUUAGUAUGCUAAAUAUGUACAAUAUAUUUAUAAGACUGCAACUGUUAUAGGCUAACUUGCUGCUUAUAUAUAUUGCAUACUAAUUCUGGGAAAUAAUUUUUAUAUAUAUACGUAACUUUAUACUACAAGUAAUAUAGUGAUUUAUGUUUUUCAGAAAUAUUCUCAUAACUCUUUAGUGUACGUGUAUAUGUUGUAUGGUGUGAUAUGUGUGUGUAUAUGUGUGUGAGAGCAAGAGCGAUUCAUCCACUGAUAAAAAAAUAUUAAGUAACUAAUAUAAUAUUGUCAAGCAUAAUCUUAAAUUAUAAGUUUAAUCUGUGUGAUACCAUUAGAAAGCUCUGAUAAUUUUUAAUAGUUAUUUAACAAUCUACACAUAUUGUUUCUCUUUUCGUAUAUAUGCCAUUAUGUUACAAUAUAGUUAGUAAUUAUCUCACGUUUUUAUCAUGUCAUAUGGCAUUUAACAACGAGGAUAAUGUAAAAUAUAAUUUUUCAUUAAUUUUUAAAAUA
Molecule: messenger RNA, 5434 nt
Organism: Odontomachus brunneus
Lineage: Eukaryota; Metazoa; Arthropoda; Insecta; Hymenoptera; Formicidae
Product: myb-like protein X
Exons: 4
Coding region: 147-4118 (1323 amino acids)
Source: RefSeq, a predicted model, not a curated record